ACCACAGACUCAGACCAGCAGCUCAGCUCUCAACUGCCGUCGAUGGCGAAAUGCAGCAAGAUCCACAACAUCGUCUUGCUCCGGCAGACCCUGCAGCGGUGGCGGUCCCGUGCCGCGGCGCGCGCUGCUACGGGUGACAGCAUGGUGUCGGUGCCGGCGGGGCACGUGGCGGUGUGCGUGGGCGGCGCGUCGCGGCGGUUCGUCGUGCGGGCGGCGCACCUGAACCACCCCGUGUUCCGGGAGCUGCUCCGGCAGGCGGAGGAGGAGUACGGGUUCCCCUCCGGCGCGUGCGGCCCCAUCGCGCUCCCCUGCGACGAGGACCGCUUCCGGGACGUCCUCCGCCGCGUCUCCUCCGAGGAGCGCCUCGGCGUGGCGGCCGUCAGCAGCUGCGACAUCGCGACGCGGCCGUUGCUGCAGAGGAUGGCGGCGGAGGAGCUCGUGUGGUGACCGGUCGAUGGAAACAACACGCAUAAGCCAUUCGGCAUACGUGCUCUGUUCUCACAUAAGGUAGCCCUGGCGAUUUGACUCCGGCGACGGCAGCCGUGGCAUCAGCAAGUGGUCUUCCGUACGCGGAAAUGGCGAAAUCAUGUCGCCGCUGGGAAGACUCCGCCCGCCCACCGGCGCGCACGGCAAGCGCCCGAGGACCGAAUGUCUUAUUGACGGACGUUGUCCGGUGUCCGGUGUAGCCGUCAGCGGCGCCCCGAAACACGAAUCGGGGACGGUGCCGCGCGUGAGCAACCGAGCCUCUGUACGACUUGAAAAGUUAGACUGUAGUUAGAAGAAAUUUGUAGUGAUUAGUUCAAGAUGAAGAUGACGAAUUUUGUGAUUGUCGUAAUUAAUCGAUUGCAUUCCUUGCCGCUAAUAAUGUCUUGGCUCUCCAUGGGUGUCA
Messenger RNA from Triticum aestivum (bread wheat), 889 nucleotides. Its product is annotated as indole-3-acetic acid-induced protein ARG7. Lineage: Eukaryota; Viridiplantae; Streptophyta; Magnoliopsida; Poales; Poaceae. Bases 43 to 447 code for a protein of 134 amino acids. Gene Ontology annotation, biological process: response to auxin. The transcript has a single exon. The record is from RefSeq and is a predicted model, not a curated record.